Messenger RNA from Panonychus citri (citrus red mite), 2292 nucleotides. Its product is annotated as proton-coupled zinc antiporter SLC30A1-like. Gene Ontology annotation, biological process: detoxification of zinc ion; zinc ion transmembrane transport; intracellular zinc ion homeostasis. The record is from RefSeq and is a predicted model, not a curated record. The coding region runs from base 244 to 1488 and encodes 414 amino acids. Gene Ontology annotation, cellular component: membrane. Gene Ontology annotation, molecular function: zinc ion transmembrane transporter activity. NCBI's taxonomy places the organism in Eukaryota, Metazoa, Arthropoda, Arachnida, Trombidiformes, Tetranychidae. The transcript has 4 exons.
ACUUGUCAACAUUUCUCUAUGUUGAGACUCUUGAAAGAGUCUUUUUGACUUAUUAGUUAAUCUUUGUAACUAACAAGUUAAUUUUUCUUUUCUUUUUUUAUUUUUUAUUAUUUUAUGUUAUUUUAUUCUAUUCUCUUUAUUCUUGUUCUGUUUUCUUCUUUUUAAUGUUUGUUUCUUCUUCUAUCUAAUUGUUUGAUUGUUCGCAUUCUUCUCAACAAUUGCAGUUAUAAUAAUAGUGAAACAAUGAAUUCAUUAAUGAUGUGGAAGACAAUCUCAUUCUUCUUAAUCACAAUCUUAUUUAGUUUACUGUUUUUAACUGAGCUUAUCAUGAAUCAAAUCACUCAUUCUCUGGUCAUUUUAUCCGAUUGUUAUUUUAAUAUGUUCAUCUUCAUGACACUUUUAUUAACUCUAAUGAGUAACAGGAUUUCUAAUUCAGUCAGUUUAAGGGCUACAUUUGGUUGGGCUCGUAUUGAAAUUCUUGGUGCCUUAUUUAACAUCAUCUUCAUCUUGGCUAUGUGUUUUUCCGUCUUCGUUGAAGGAAUCCUCAAUCUGAUCCAUUCAUCUCAUCAUGAAUCUCAAUCAACUAAUCCUCUUUACCUGUUGAUCCCUGGGAUCAACAGUUUAGCCUUAAAUUUGUUUAGAUGUUUAUUUUUCAAUGAAUCAUCUCGAACACAAAAUGUACAAUUAAGUAUCCGUGGUGAAGAGGUUCAAGUCAAUUGUAUUGUAAAUGGUGACUUUGAGAUUGUCUCCCAAAAAAUCACCGCCAACAAAACUGGUUCCAACGAGGACAAGGAGGAGGAUGAAAAGGAUAAACUACUAAUUAAUUCAAACAAUCAAUCUGAGGAAACGAUUGAGAAGAAGGAGAAUUUCCUAUGGAAGAUAAUUAAAUCUAUUGGAACUUCAUUGCUUUUAAUUGGAGCAUCAAUUAGCCUUUACUACCUCGAUGGUGAUACUUGUUCAAUGAUUGAUUCGCUCACUGGACUUGCAGGAAUUGUGAUUAUCCUCUCAAUGAUUUAUCCUUCAAUGAAAGAGUCUGGACUCAUCUUAUUACAAACUGUUCCCAAACACAUAGAAGUUGAUCAAGUUAAAGAAGCUCUUUGUCGCGAGUUUCCAACUAUUAUUGAGAUUCACGAUUUUCAUGUUUGGUGUUUAACUCGUGAUAAAAUAAUUGCUACAUGUCACAUAUCUCUUCCUGCUUUAACCAGUAACUCGUAUAACAUUUUAUCCAACCAGAUAUGUAAAUUUUUAGCUCGUGAAGGAAUCACUCUGGCAACAGUUCAACCAGAAUUCCCGAAAGAAUCACAAGUUGGUGGUUGUCUUUACAUUUGUUCAAAAGAUCGAGGAACUUGUAAGAGUAAAACUUGCUGUUCUACAGGGAAUCAAGAAGAUAUUGUAGAAAAGAAUAUCGAUAACCAUGAUAACCAUUCACACCAUCGUCAUGUACACAAUUGUCAUAAUGACGUUGAAACAGUUAAUUCACUAGUCUAAGAUUUCAAGAAAUUCAACAAUCAAUCAGUAAACAAUUUAAUCCAACGAUGUUCAAAGAGCUUAACAAGCGCAUUGUGAAAACACUUAAAGAAAUCCAAAGAUAAUCUGACUAUAGACUAUGGAAAAUCCAGUAAUUAGUUUUUAAAACGACAAUUAACUAUCGAAAUCAACUAAUCACAACCCUGGAAUCAAAUUGUUUUUUUUUUCAAUUCUUCAUUCCAAUUUGCCUUUUUUUUGUUAAAUCUAAUUAUGAAUAACUGUCACUAAUGCUCAAAGUCACAACAAUCAACGGCAACUGUGAUCCAAUUUCACCGACAAUCAAGUGCAAUACAAUUGAUGUUAUUGAUUGUUAAUUGUUGAUCAAUUAAUUAUGAAAAAGUACAAAAUGAUUGAGAUUAUUACUAUUGGCCCCUUAAACAAAGUGAGAUGACACCAACACCAACAACAACAACAAUUAACAAUCAAUAACAUCAACAGUAAUACAAAACAAAUGCUUAGCAAUCAAUUGUUUUAUCAUAUCAAUUAUACCAAUUAAGCUACUUUUACUUCAUCUUUGAUGAAAAUCUUAAUCAAAUUAUUUUUAAUCCUGAUUAUUGUUAAAAUAAUUAACGAAAGAUGCUUUUAUCACCUUGAUUAUUAUUAUAGUUGUUAUUUUAAUUGAUCAAUUAUAUAUCAUCUAACCUUGUCUUUCAAUUGUCACCAAUGUUUUCAUAUGAAUUACUAAAUGUACAAAAUAACAAUUUGGAAACAAUCAAAUCAAAUUAUAUUAUUAUUAUUAAAAAAAUGCCAAUUUCACUUGAAUAA